This is a messenger RNA of Pyricularia grisea, 2286 nucleotides long. RefSeq lists its product as uncharacterized. The transcript is spliced from 2 exons. NCBI's taxonomy places the organism in Eukaryota, Fungi, Ascomycota, Sordariomycetes, Magnaporthales, Pyriculariaceae. The record is from RefSeq and is a predicted model, not a curated record. The coding region runs from base 534 to 1118 and encodes 194 amino acids.
CUCUCGCCUCCCCUUUUUAUUUCUUUUUCCGACCUUUUCCCUCACUCACCGACUUCCGUCUCGCAUCACAUUUACCACCUUCAACCUAACUCGCCCUCACCUCACCAUACUUCUACCUUUUUCCACCAUACGUGAUACAUCACAGCAAUCUUCCAACUCAAAACAUCAAUCAAUUCGACGAAAAUACAGCCACUAAAUAACCCAUCUUUUACUUUCGCCAAUAACCAAACGCUGUCACAUUGCUGUUUGUUUUCUUUUUUUUUUUUUGUGUUGUUAGCAGCCGACUUAAUACCGCACUACGGACAAGCCACCUCGGGUCUCUUGCAAUAAAACCAACGGCCACCCCACACUCCGUUCUCAACCAACUUGAUUCACCGACUCUCCAACUCGCCACCGCCAUUUCACCAACGAGGCAGAACAUUUUUUUUCAAAGCCGCAUAGUCUGUCGUCAAUAACAAACAACAUUCCGGCUUAUUACUCCAAAUUUCGAACGAUCAAACAUCGCAUUGUAGCACAACACAAGCGACCCAAUCAUGUCUGCCUACUACCAAUUUCAUGCCCACAGCCAACAACCUACACCGUCGGCGCCUGGUCCCGUCUCCCACAGCCAUCAUGGCCCGCGGACUCGGAGGGCGCCGAGGUUAUCGGUGUCGCAAAACUCGCAAAAACAGUUCAGGGGCGUGCGAAGCAUGAAGGAGUUGUCCGAGACGGUCGCAGUCAACAACUUCCGCAACAAGUUCGAGUCGUGCCGAUCUUUUGAUCUCGAGGACGACAUGGAGUUUUGCCCUGGUUUGUUGACUGAGAGCGAUCUCGUCUCCAUCCACAGCUCAUCAUCCGAGCGAUCGUCCUUGGCAAGCAACUCUCCCGCCCACUCACCAACGCAACAGCCGCAACAAGUCGCGUCGGGCUUCUCACUCAACUCUUCGUCUCCGCCCUUCAUCCCGCCAACCUACCAGAGCCAACACUCUGGUAACCUUAAGCUUCACCAGCCUGCCGCCACUCGCGCCCGCAAUGCCAUUCCGAUCAUCAACCCCCUGACCGGAAUCACCAUGGCUAGCCCACCGCCUUCAGUUUCACCCGGAUCCAGGAUGCACCAGACUCUUGGUCGCCGAUGGUAGUGCGCUGCAGUUCUCCUCACUCCUGUAAUGGGAUCGAGGCUGCUUGUUCACUGUCGUCGCGGUUGUUUGCAAUUAGUCUUUUUUUUUUCUGCAAUGACCGUUUGGCGUACCGCUUUAUCAAAAACGCUGGUUCAUCUUGGCGGGUACCGACUUGACAAUUCCAAGGCAUCGAUUUUCACUUCUCCACCACACCUCGGCUGGCAGGGCAUCAUCGCUUUUAGGGUCCAACGACUCUUUUAACAUCUCCGUGUUCCGACAUCCUCCGGAGCACAACCCUGUACAAACCUUUGCUCGACAUACCACCUCCUCUUCUGAUUUUCCCAGCGAAAAUUCGAUUUACCUCAGCGACACGAAGAUAAUCGAUACCUUUCUUUGGCUUCUCGAAAUAUUAUACACCCGGUACUGGAGUACCCCGCUCCGGAAGAUGACGGCUUUUUGUUUUACGAACCGGCGUUCAAACGGAUCAUUGCAUACUUCUCAUCGAUAAUACUAUUUGCAUCGGCGUCAGCACGGCAGGAGUUCAUUGGUUUGACUUUGUCUUUUUUUUAUCUUUUACGGUCGAUUCCCAUUUUGUUGCCCAUACAGGAGCGUGGCGAGCUGUUUUGAGCAUGAUACAUUGGAUUGUGUUUUUCAUGGGUCACGAGUUCAACAAGAGAAAAGAUUCUUUUGCGAAUAGAUGGUGUUCUUGGCCUACGCAAUGGCGCGGGACACUGGUGUUGGGUUCGUCUUUUUUUUAUCUCCUUUUUUUUUCGGAAACCAUCUUCUAUAAGCCGGCUUCAUGUAUUACUUUUGGUCAGAUACAUGGGACGGGUUGGCUUCUGUGUUAAUGUUUUGUCUCCUGGUUUUUUUUCUUUCUUUUCUCGAUCACUACUACUAUUAUACGGGACAAAUAACUGGACAAAGGGUGGGCAAAGAACAUUUCCUUUUGGUGUGUCGAUGCGAGGAUAUCCCCGACACAAAAAAACACCCCGGGAUCAAUUGUGUCGGGUUGGGGCGGACAAGGAGUUGGUGCUUUAUUUUUUUCUUGUUAUUCUCAUCUCUUGUUUUUAUUGAUUCCCUGCAAAUAAGAUCAUGUAUCCUGGGUAGCCGGCGGCGGUUUAACUGUGGUUUUAUCUCGGGUAACGCGUUUAGGUUUCACAAACGACGAGUCUUAUUGGCACUACUUUAU